Molecule: messenger RNA, 2491 nt
Organism: Beta vulgaris subsp. vulgaris (sugar beet)
Lineage: Eukaryota; Viridiplantae; Streptophyta; Magnoliopsida; Caryophyllales; Amaranthaceae
Product: protein decapping 5
Exons: 8
Coding region: 204-1988 (594 amino acids)
Biological process (GO): P-body assembly; cytoplasmic stress granule assembly
Cellular component (GO): P-body
Molecular function (GO): mRNA binding
Source: RefSeq, a predicted model, not a curated record
ACAAAAAUUAGGGUCCUCCGAAAUUCCAAGCACCGAAAGUGACAUACACAAUAACAUAGGGUUUGUCUUCCUCAUUCCUUCCAUUUUCUCUCUCCAGGAAAAAAAUAAUCAAUCAAUCAAUCAACAAUUUUCUCUUUCACUCUCUUCCUUCACUCUCUCUUUCUCUCUCCUCGCUUCCACUGUUUGUGCGAAAGCAAACAUCAAUGGCAGCGGAAGAUUCUAGAUCUGGUGGUAGUGGUGCCGCAGAUACCUAUCUUGGCAGUUUGAUUAGUUUAACCUCGAAAUCCGAAAUCCGAUAUGAAGGUGUUCUUUUCAACAUCAAUACCGAAGAAGCUAGCAUCGGUCUUCGUAACGUUCGAUCCUUUGGAACGGAAGGUCGCAGAAUGGAUGGUCCACAAGUUUCCAUCAGCGACAAAGUUUAUGAAUAUAUAGUUUUUAGAGGAAGUGACAUCAAGGACUUACAAGUCAAAUCUUCCCCACCUGUGCAGACAGCUCCGCCAGUUCACAAUGAUCCAGCUAUUAUACAGUCUCACUAUGCAGCUCCAACUGCAUCUUCUACUUUGCCUCCUGCUUCUGUUGCUUCUGCUGCUGGAUCCUUGUCGGAUUUUAGUAGCCAAAUGUCACAUCCUGGAGUACCGAUAUCUACAUAUCAGAACAGUAAUGGCACGACUCUUUCUGCUCCAAUGUAUUGGCAAGGAUAUUACGGCCCCUCAGGCUCCCUUCAGACGCAACAGUCGUUGCUUCGACCUGUUCAAGGUUUUUCAAUGCCCCCCUCAAUGCAGCCUCCAUCAGCACAGCAACUAGUUCAUUAUCCAACCAUGAGUUCAUCUCUACCAACUGGAGCUUCCAACAUCUCAGUUUCACAAUCCAUGGAGUUUCCCGCUCCGCUGCCACAGCCCAUUGUUAGCAGCACUCUAUCAAUGCAAUCCAAUGUGCAUCCUGUCCUGCCACAGCCCAUUGUUAGCAGCACUCUAUCAAUGCAAUCCAAUGUGCAUCCUGUCCAGUCCUAUUCUCUAGCUGCAGACUCCUCAACUAAUAUGAUGCCUUUGAAAACUCCAGCUCAAGUUAUACCAGCUGUAUCCCAGAGUACUAACUCAUCCUUGGUGUCACCUGCAUUGGAUAAAAGUACUGUUGCACCUUUGAUAUCCAACCAGGCAAAUCCAGUUUCUUCUACUUCUAUGCCUUUAAAGAACUUGUCUGAAUCCUUAUCUGCUGUUGGGGGAAAAUCCACUUCGCCUGUACUGGUGACUCCAGGUCAAUUUUUACAGCCUGGACCCACCAUUUUACAUACUGCACAAACUGCACAAACAGAGCAGAAGGACGUUGAAGUGGUUCAGGUAUCCUCAUAUGUGUACCCAGCACAACCAUCAACCGUCUCAGUGGCAGCAACAGCUAUGGUCCCAGUAUCAGCCGAUGCUAAGGCACCACUUUUGCCGCUUCCUUCACCUUCAAAUUCAAAGAUGAAUGGUGGAGCUCCAUCUCAAACUCGUUAUACCAAUCGUGGGGGCCGUGAGCGAAGAAGAGGGAAUGAGUUUCCGCAUCCUGCAGCCAGCUUCACUGAAGACUUUGAUUUUGAGGCAAUGAAUGAAAAAUUCAAAAAAGAUGAGGUAUGGGGACAUCUGGGUAAAAGUAAAGCUAAAGCUGACGAGGGGUUAGAUCUUCAAGAUGAUGAUGAUUAUGAUGAUGGUGAUGUGUCGAAUGCUGAUGCAAGGCAUGUUUAUAAAAAGGACGAUUUCUUCGAUACCUUGUCUUGCAAUGCCCUUGAUCGUGAAUCACGUAAUGGAAGGACUCGAUUUUCGGAACAAAUGAGGCUAGACACAGAGACAUUUGGCAAUUUCCCGAGAAACAGGGGAUUUCGAGGUGGUCGAGGACCUGGAGGGGGACGGUCACGAGGUGGUUAUUAUGGGAGGGGCAAUGGCAAUGGCUAUGGCUAUGGCUAUGGCUAUGGCGGAAGGGGCCGAGGGCAUAAUGUGUACCGUGCCAUGUAGUUGGCACAGUGGCAAUAACCUAGCGAUGUGAAAGCUAGGUUUGCUUGGCCUCCUCUUGUAGCUUUGGUGGUCUGGCUUGUUUAUAGAGAGAACCCCAAGUUCAAGAGUCAGAGGUCUGGCAGUAGGUUGUAGCAAGUAGGUUAAGCUCGAAAUCCUUAUCUGGCAGAUUGAAGGAACACUUUGCCUAAGUUGGUGCGGUGAACAAGAUGCACCUUUGCUUAGGAAGUACAGCGAAUCUUAUAUCUGUAGAAUAAUGAGCUAACGAGUAAUGGUGGACACCUUUCUGUAAUCCGUUUAUUUCGCUUCCAUGUAGCGCCUGGCAGAAGCUCUGGUGGUGGCUUAAGCAGCAACUUUAGAAUAAAGCUAAUUUAUGGGUUAUGCUAGCAGAGAAACUAUGUUACUUUGCAGUUGUCUCUCUCUUAAAUGUAUGCAAGAGAGUAUUUGUGGACUAGAUCUUAAGUACAAUGGUCCAAGAGUAAUUCAUUAUCAUUGCUUUCGUAUUA